AGCUCAAGCAGAGCUCCCCUGAAGGCGACGGAGGGAGGCAGGGAGGGAAGGAGAAGGCUUGUACUGGUCAAUAUCCGUGGGUGUGCGCAGGAUUUCGACACUCUACACACCACUCAUACUCCCCCUUAUCCCAUCGAGGGUGGACUGCUCCUCGGAGGAACAUCAGGCGUUUUCAGGAGCUGCCAAGUGGCAGACAGACAGACAUAGAGAGAGAGAGAGAGAGAGCGUGCACUGCACUGGCCAAGUUCAGACAAGUAGUGAGGAAGCAGCUGCCCGUGCUGUGGUUAACAGUGCUUUGAUAUUUACAAACAUACAGCAAAGCGGGGAAAAUAAAACAACAAGCAUACACACACAGACAGACAGCGAGAAGGCAAUUAAAACAUCCAAGGACGAGGCAAUGUUGCAGCAGAAGCAAAUGGAUUUAAUUCCAAUGAUUUUAGCUUUCAUGAUCUCUGCAAAACCAGUCUCAGGGUUUGGAAUGGACCCUGACUUGCAAAUAGAUGUCACCACAGAACUGUUGCUAGAUAAUGCAAGGACGGGAGUUGCUCAGGUACCAGGACUAUAUAAUAACAGCAGAGCGUAUUUGUUUCAAGAUGUGGAGAGACAGAUACAGGCGGCUCCACACGUUGCGGAGAAAGUGAUUCAGCUGCUUAGAAAUAAAAGCGAGUUCACAAUUGUAGCCACAGUCCAACAAAACAUUUUGACCUCUGGGGUCAUCCUGUCCAUCCACGAGUCUGAUCUCAGGUAUUUUGAACUGGAGAGCAGCGGUCAAAGGGAUGAGAUACGAUAUCACUACCAUUUCAGUGGUAAACCACGUACUGAGGUGUUCCCAUAUCGACUUGCUGAUGGACUGUGGCAUCAGAUAGCACUUUCGAUCAGCGCUUCCCAUCUCUUGUUACACGUGGACUGCAACAAGAUUUAUGAACGCAUCAUUGAUCCUCCGCAGACCCAUCUCAAGCCAGGAAUCAGUUUAUGGCUUGGUCAACGAAGCCAUAGACAUGGACUAUUCAAGGGCAUUUUGCAAGAUGUCAAAAUCAUCUUGAUGCCUAAUGGAUAUAUAACACAGUGCCCAAAUCUUAAUCGCACAUGCCCAACUUGCAGCGACUUCCUUAACCUGGUGCAAGGCAUCAUGGACCUCCAGGAGCUUCUUGCAAAAAUGACGACAAAAUUAAACUACGCGGAAGCCAGGCUGAGUGAGCUGGAGAGCUGUUACUGUGAGAAGACGUGUCAGGUGAACAGGGAGGUGUACCGCAGCAUGGAAUCAUGGGUUGAAAAGUGCAAAAACUGCACCUGCAAGAAUGGAGCCAUUGAAUGCAGACACGUUUCAUGUCCCCCUUUAAACUGCCCACCAGAUUUUCGGCCAGUGUACAGAGUAGGCAAAUGCUGCAAAGAAUGUCGACCUGUAUGUCUCUAUGGGGGUCAGAAGCUUGCUGAAGGCCAGCAAGUGCUGAAAACCAACUGCCGGGAGUGUAGAAACCGGACAAUGGCCAUUGUUCAUGAGAUGUGUCCAGUUUUGGAUUGCCCACUCGAGGAACAAAUUCAGCCUGAAAGCAGGUGCUGUAAUGUAUGUCGUGGCCAUGAUUUCUGUGCAGAUGGACAUCACUGUGGUGAAAACUCUGAAUGCUGGAAUCUGAACACGCGAGCAAUAUGCAUGUGCAAGAAUGGUUUUGCUCCCAUCCAGGGUGACACAACUCAUUGUGAAGAUAAGGAUGAGUGUGCGAAUGGCACACACUACUGCCAUGCAAACACUGUGUGUGUGAAUUUUCCUGGAUCGUAUCACUGUGACUGUCUCCCAGGAUACACCAGAGUUGAUGACUACUCCUGUACAAAGCGCGAUGAAUGCAGAAACAGACAGCACAGCUGUCACGAGAUGGCGAUUUGCAUCAACACGGUCCGGGGUCACCGCUGUAUCUGUAAGCCUGGUUACAUGGGCAAUGGAACCAUCUGCCAAGCAUACUGUGAGGAAGGCUGCAGAAAUGGUGGAAGCUGUGUUGCCCCAAAUGUGUGUGCUUGUCCUCCUGGAUUCACUGGACAUGGCUGCCAGAUAGAUAUUGAUGAAUGCACCGAAGGCAUCAUACAGUGUCACAGACACGCCCGAUGUGUAAAUGUACCGGGAUGGUAUCACUGUGAGUGCAGGACUGGUUACCAUGACAACGGCAACUAUUCAUUCACCGGAGAGAACUGCAUCGAUAUCGACGAAUGUGCCUCAGGGGUACACAGUUGUUGGAAUGACUCAGUCUGUGUUAAUCUUGACGGGGGGUUUGACUGUCGAUGUCCUUUCGGUGAGCACUGCACUGGAGACUGUCCCCAUGAUGAAGGUUUGAAGCGUAAUGGACAGGUCUGGACCUUGAGAGAUGACCGGUGUUCCAUCUGCUCAUGCCAGGAUGGGAAUAUUUUCUGUCGAAGGUCUGUUUGUGACUGUCGCACACCAAACGUUGACCUCUUCUGCUGUUCAGAAUGUGACACUAGAGUGACCAGUCAAUGCCUGCAUCAGAAUGGACACCUCGUCUAUCGCAGUGGAGAUGUCUGGAUUUAUAACUGCCAGCAAUGCCGAUGUUUGCAGGGAGAAGUGGAUUGCUGGCCUUUGUCCUGUCCGCCACUCAGCUGUGAGUACACAACCAUCCCAGAGGGACAGUGCUGCCCACGCUGUGUGAGUGACCCCUGCUUAGCUGACAACGUGGUCUAUGAUAUCCGACGGACGUGUACAGAUAACCACGGAAUAACCCGGCUGAGCGGUUCCAUAUGGACCAUGGCUGGAUCGCCCUGCACAACUUGCAAAUGCAAGAACGGGAACAUUUGUUGUUCAGUUGAUGUGGACUGCCUCUUCAACAACUAAUGUUCUUCUUAUGGACUGGUCAACUUCCUGUGCGGACGUGCAGGUUGUCACUGCAAUGUACGCCCAAGAAGGCCCUCACAUUGUGGAACCAAAAGCUACCAAAUGGAGCAAGAUUUCCAAGAGUUUUUGUGUCGUUGAACUAUCCUGCACUUUUGUGGCUGCCCAGUUCAAAAUCUUUCACUUUCAACUCAAAGCUGGGAGCUUCAAUUACCUUGCUGUCAGAAAACAACACUUCAAUGGUCUUUUCUUUUACAGCAUUUUUGGUAGCUGUAAGUGGAAAACUGAAUUGUCUUAUCUGACCUUACCGUUCAAUAUCUGUCCAAACUUGUUAUUCUGUUUUUAAGUAAAUUGAUUAUCUGUAAUAUCGUGUAUUAAUCCUUUGAGUACUGAAUGUCCUUUGCUGCUUUUAAGAUUCAUGCAUCACUCUGUCAAGCAGUUCCACAAAUCACCUUCCAUUUAACUCGAGGCUGAACAUCAUGAAGACAAAAGUUGUGUAACCUCAGCUAGAAAACUAUAGAGCAUGCAUUUAAAUUGUACUUUUGUUUUGCAGACAAGAGAACCCAGAAUGCUUGCAAUAUAACAAUUUUACAUUUUUAACUUUGAAAGCAAAAUUACAGUGGCAGAUAUUUUGCGAGGCUUUGAGUUCCACAGCUCUUUAAAGGUAGAAUAGCCUGCCGCUACACAAAGCAAGCUGAAGAUGUGCGUUGUCUUUUAACACAACUGAAAGGUAGGACGCAUUCAGAAUGCCAGUCUGUCUUGUGAUGAAGGCUAAUAGUAGGAUAUGACUAAAAAGCACGCUAUUGUUGUAUUUUGCAAAAUAACCAAAUCAGAAUUAAACAAUUGACUAAAAACUGUUUGAUUUUUAACAGUAACCUGAUUUGUUCAAGUUGUAUUUUUUGUACAAACAUUUUUUCUGCCAUUGUAACGUUUUGAAUCAUUGCAAGGUCUUUAAAUGUAUUUUGGUGCAUAACCUCAAAAUUUUUCAGACUGAGUGUUAUUCCUUGAUUUACUUAAACCUUCCUUAAUUGAGUUGACAAUUCAGUUGCAAAAUGCCAGAGAAACUGAAGGGCAAUGGCUGUCUAAAAUAUGAUAAGAAAUGUUCCAUGGGGCUUUCUCGUGGAAAC
Messenger RNA from Stegostoma tigrinum, 3960 nucleotides. Its product is annotated as protein kinase C-binding protein NELL1-like. The transcript has 20 exons. Gene Ontology annotation, molecular function: protein binding; calcium ion binding. The coding region runs from base 398 to 2836 and encodes 812 amino acids. The record is from RefSeq and is a predicted model, not a curated record. NCBI's taxonomy places the organism in Eukaryota, Metazoa, Chordata, Chondrichthyes, Orectolobiformes, Stegostomatidae.